Molecule: messenger RNA, 2070 nt
Organism: Chelmon rostratus (copperband butterflyfish)
Lineage: Eukaryota; Metazoa; Chordata; Actinopteri; Chaetodontiformes; Chaetodontidae
Product: oocyte zinc finger protein XlCOF6.1-like
Exons: 2
Coding region: 490-1689 (399 amino acids)
Biological process (GO): regulation of transcription by RNA polymerase II
Molecular function (GO): DNA-binding transcription factor activity, RNA polymerase II-specific; RNA polymerase II cis-regulatory region sequence-specific DNA binding
Source: RefSeq, a predicted model, not a curated record
GUGGCUGACAUGCUAACUUCGUCCGUUACCUGUCACGUCGUUAUUAUAAGAUUCAGUCUGAGUGAAGCAGCAGAGUCUGUUUGUCUGGAUAAACUUGUUGAAGUGGACUGUGUAACUUUCGGGAUGUUUCAGCCCAGACUCAUCUCCUGUUUGCCGACAAUGCUAAAGGAAGUUAGCGUAGCUUGCUAGCAGGAAAUAGACGGAGCUCGGCCUCACGGUGCUAGUCGGAGUAGCUUCGACAGAGACCAAACUGUAUUUUUCACGGAGCCCAAAUGUCCAGAUAGAGCUGUGUGAAUAGACUCUGUGCUGUUCCCUUUAUUUGACGCUGUUUUCCAUCUGAACGAUCUGCUGCUGUCCGACGAAGCUAAUGAAGCUAACUUAGCCUGCUAGCUGGAAAUAGACGGAGCCGAGCGUCAUUUAAUCAUCAGAGAGAACAAAGAGUUUCUAACGGAGUGAGUCUGGAGGAAAAGCUGCUGUGAAUCAGUCAAAAUGUCUCAUAAACGACUGAAGCCUGAAGUCCGGGUGCACAGAGCAGACGUCCAGCUGCUGUUGGGGAGGAAAGAAGAGGAUCCUCCUGAGCAGCAGGACUGGAGAUCCAGUCUGGACCAGGAGGACCCAGCAGAGCCGCCUCACAUUAAAGAGGAACAGGAGGAGCUGUGGACCAGUCAGGAGGGAGAGCAGCUCGGAGGUCUGGAGGAGGCUGAUAUCACCAAGUUCACGUCCCCUCCUGUCCCUGUGAAGAGUGAAGAAGAGGAUGAAGAGGAACCUCAGUCCUCACAGCUUCAUCAGAGACAAACUGAACAGAUGAAAACAGAAUCUGAUGGAGAGGACUGUGGAGGACCAGAACCAGCCAGGACCUCAGAUCCAGAUAGACCUGACACUGAUGACAGGACAUCCCUGUCCUCUGAACCUGAGACUGAUGACAGUUGUGAUUGGGAGGAGACCAGAGAGCCUCAGUCAGGUUUAAACCCUCUACAGAAACACUAUGAAGUCCAAACAGGUGUGAAAUCAUUUAGUUGCUCAGUUUGUGGUAAAAAGUAUCCCGGGAAGAACUCCUUAAUUGAUCACAUGAAACUUCAUUCAGAGGGAAAACACUUCAGCUGCUCAGUUUGUGAAAAAACUUUCCAAAGGAGAGGAGAGGUUGUGAUGCACAUGAGGAUCCACACAGGAGAGAAACCCUUCAGUUGUUCAGUCUGUGGUCGACAAUUUGCACAAAGCUCAAAUUUGACGUCACACUUAAGAGUUCACACAGGAGAGAAACCUUUCAGCUGCUCAGUUUGUAAAGCCAGGUUUGGUGACAGAGGCACUUUGUCCAAUCACAUGAGGAUCCAUACAGGGGAGAAACCGUUUAGUUGUUCAGUCUGUGGUAAAGGAUUUGGAGAUAGGGGAAAUCUGAGGCGACACUUGACUGUCCACACGGGGGAGAAACCGUUUCGGUGUUCAGUUUGUGGUAAAACUUUCGCAAUUCAUGGAACUCUGAGACGACACCUGACUGUCCACACGGGGGAGAAACCGUUUCGGUGCUCAGUUUGUGGUAAAACUUUCGCAAUUCAUGGAACUCUGAGACGACACCUGAUUGUUCACACUGGGGAGAAACCGUUUAGUUGCAGCGUUUGUGAUAAAAGAUUCACUCGACUCACUUAUAUCAAAAAUCACAAGUGUGUCAGUGAGAGCAGUGGAGAUAAUUGAAGCUUCAGAGAUGUUUGUUGAACCAGUUUCUUCCAGCAGGACUGAAGCACCGAGGACAAGACGGCCCAACACUGAUCAGUGAUCAGACUGCGUUCAUGUACUCGGCUCAGAUGAAGCCACGUGAUCAUUUUCAUUCUGGUUUCAUUUGUGUCCACAUUGUUUUGUCCUUUCACAGUGACUGUGCUUUCUGGUGUGUCAGAUAUUCAUUGAUUUGUGACUGAAAGUAAGUCAUUAUGCAGCACUAUGAUCAACAUUUGUCAUCUUAAAAUGUGAUUAAUCAGUUCAAUGACUGGAUUUACCUUCUAAUAUCACAGAACUUCAAAUUGAAUGGACUGUCCCCUCCUGCUCAUUAUGUGGAAAUAUGAAUAGUCGAUUCUUUCA